CUAGAGCCAAGAAGAAGAAGAAGAAGCACCGGCAGCAGCAGCACCACCACCACCAGGUCCACCACCACCUGGUUGGCUUCGUUAACCAGCUCGCUCACGCACCCACGUCGUGUCGGGGAAAGGAAUCGGAGGCUUCCGGCGAUCUGGCUCCGGCGCAUGGCGGCCUCCGUCCACGGCGGCAUUCUUGACAUGACGAGGGUGGCUCAGGAGAAGGGCAGUGAUCCCCUGUGGUGGGCGAUGCAGAUGUGCUCCAGCUUGAACUCGGCCGGCGCGAGCUUGCCUUCGACCGAGCUGGCGCACGCGCUGGUCUCUCACAUUUGCUGGGACAACAACGUCCCCAUCACGUGGAAGUUCCUCGAGAAGGCUCUGGCGGUCGGGAUUGUGCCUCCUCUCCUCGUGAUUGCUCUGCUCUCUACCAGGGUCAUUCCAUGUAGGCAGUUCAGACCAGCCCCAUACAGACUUUACAUGGAACUGCUCAAGAGACAUGCUUUUAACCUUAAAUCCCAUAUAGAUGGGUCAAACUAUCAAAAGGUUAUGGAAUCAAUUGAUGCUGCUAUGCAGCUUUCCAAGAUAUUUGGUUUGCCAGAAAGUGAAGCUGGGAUUCUUGUGGUUGAGUUCAUCUUUUCUAUUGUGUGGCAGUUACUUGAUGCAUCUUUAGAUGAUGAAGGAUUGUUGGAACUCACUCCAGAAGCGAAUUCCAGAUGGGGCAUCAAGUCUCAAGAAAUGGAUAUAGACAGUUAUGGUAGUUUUGAUGAGAAGUCUACUGAAAGUCAUGGGAUAUUGCAGAAUGCAAAUACUACAAUGGCAAUUGAAAUAAUUGGACAGUUUCUGCAAAACAAAGUAACCUCCAGAAUAUUAUACUUGGCACGCCAGAACUUGCCUGUGCACUGGGAAUCUUUCAUUCAGAGAUUACGGUUGCUCGUUACAGACUCAGCAGCACUAAGGAAUUCAAAAAGCCUGACUCCUGAGGCACUUCAGCUGUUGACUUCAGAUGCUUGCGUAGUCUUUUCUCGAGAAUGCAGGACAAGUUCAAAUCAGAAGUUCCAUGCUAUUAUGGCAUUUGGCUCCCGUGCUUCUUCCGCCCAUUGUUCUGACCUGUGGCUCCCUCUUGAUGUGGCUUUGGAAGAUGCCAUGGAUGGAUAUGAUGUUAAUCCAACAAGUGCCAUUGAAAUAAUCACUGGUUUGACAAAAUCUCUUCAAGCAAUAAAUGGAACUACCUGGCAUGACACCUUUUUGGGUCUCUGGAUUGCAGCUCUUCGCCUUGUUCAAAGGGAGAGGAAUCCUAUAGAGGGCCCCAUGCCUCAUUUAGAUACCCGCUUGUCCAUGUUAUUCUCUAUCAUACCUCUAGUGAUUGCUGAUCUUAUUGAGGAUGAGAGCCUAGCAUCUGAUGAUAUAGAAUGCGCUGGCAAUGAUCACUGGAAGGAAAAAAAGUGUCCUGGAGAUCGCCGUGAUGACCUGGUCUCAAGCCUAAGGAUAUUGGGUGAUUAUCAAGGCCUGCUGACUCCACCUCACACUGUUGUUUCUGCGGCUAAUCAGGCUGCUGCAAAAGCAAUGCUGUUUCUUUCAGGGAUUAAUGUGGGGAGUGCAUAUUUUGAGUGCACGAGUGUCAAAGACAUGCCAUUAAACUGCUCUGGAAACAUGCGCCACCUGAUAAUUGAGGCUUGUAUUGCCAGAAAUCUACUAGAUACAUCAGCAUAUUUCUGGCCAGGCUAUGUCAAUGGACACAUCAGCCCAAUGCCUCAUACCAUUCCUGCUCAACUGCCAAGCUGGUCUUCGUUCAUGAAGGGGGCUCCGCUGACUCCCGCAUUGAUGGGUGCUUUGGUUUCAAGUCCAGCAUCGAGUUUAGCAGAGCUCGAGAAAGUUUAUGAGAUUGCUCUCAAAGGAUGCGACGAAGAGAAGAUAUCAGCUGCUACCAUUCUUUGUGGUGCGUCCUUACUUCGAGGUUGGAAUAUACAGGAGCACACUGUGUGUUUUAUUACUAGACUGCUUUCUCCUCCAGUACCAGCUGAUUAUGAAGGCGAUGAGAGUCAUUUGAUAAAAUAUGCUCCCAUGCUGAAUGUGCUUGUCGUUGGAAUAGGAUCUGUUGAUAGUGUUCAGAUUUUCUCCUUGCACGGUUUGGUACCUCAACUGGCAUGUUCCUUGAUGUCCAUUUGCGAGGUCUUUGGCUCUUGUGUGCCCAAUUGCUCUUGGGCUCUCCCCACUGGAGAAGAAAUCUCUGCAUAUGCCGUGUUCUCAAAUGCAUUCACUCUUCUUCUAAAGCUAUGGAGGUUUAAUCGUCCUCCUCUUGAACAUGGAGUCGGAGAUGUACCCACAGUUCGGUCCCAACUAACUCCUGAAUACCUCCUUUUGGUGAGAAAUUCCCAUCUAGUCUCUACCGGAAAUGUGCACAAGGAUCGGAUCAAAAGCAGACUGUCAGAAGUUGCAUCUUCAUCAUCUCUAGAACCCGUGUUUAUGGAUGCUUUCCCAAAACUGAAAAUCUGGUACCGGCAGCAUCAGGCCUGUAUAGCUUCAACCCUUUCUGGUCUUGUCGGCACACCCGUUUGUGAAAUUGUUGAUGGGCUUCUGACUAUGAUCUUCCGCAAACUUAAAGAAGGAAGCCAAUCUUUAAUUACGGUUAAUUCUUCGAGUAGUAGUUCAUCAGGACCUCGAAAUGAGGAUGCCUCCUUAAGACCAAAACUGGCUGCAUGGGACAUCCUUGAAGCCGUGCCUUUUGUGGUGGAUGCAGCUUUAACAGCUUGCGCUCAUGGACGUCUUUCGCCCAGGGAAUUGGCUACAGGGCUUAAAGAUUUGGCUGAUUUUCUUCCUGCAUCUUUGGCUACCAUUGUGAGCUACUUCUCAGCAGAAGUUACUCGGAGUAUUUGGAAACCGGUAUUUAUGAACGGAACGGAUUGGCCAAGCCCCGCUGCAAAUCUAGCUAACGUGGAGGGACAAAUAAGAAGGAUUUUGGCUACUACUGGAGUCAACAUACCAAGCCUUGCCACAGGGGGAAGCUCUCCAGCCACUCUUCCUCUGCCCCUGGCUGCAUUUGUGAGCCUCACCAUAACCUAUAAAAUCGACAAGGCGUCGGAGCGUUUCCUCAAUUUGGCAGGGCCUGCCCUGGAGUCCCUAGCAGCGGGUUGCCCAUGGCCUUGCAUGCCUAUUGUGGCAUCUCUCUGGACUCAGAAGGCGAAACGCUGGAGCGACUUCUUCAUCUUUUCUGCAUCUCGCACGGUCUUCCUCCAGAACGCUGACGCCAUGGUUCAGCUUCUGAAAAGCUGCUUCACCGCGACACUUGGGCUUCAUACCACUUCGAUGACGAGCAAUGGGAGCGUUGGAGGUCUUCUUGGUCAUGGAUUCGGGUCCCACUUCUAUGGUGGUAUAUCUCCGGUUGCUCCAGGAAUUCUCUACUUACGCGUCUACCGCUCCAUCAGGGACAUAAUGUUCGUCACGGAGGAGAUCGUCUCUAUUUUGAUGCAGUCGGUAAGAGAAAUAGCAUGUAGUGGCCUUUCCAGGGAGAGAUUGGAGAAGCUGAAGGCUAACACUAAGAACAGGAAAAGAUAUGGUCAAGUUUCACUCACCGCGGCGAUGACUCAGAUGAAGCUGGCGUCUUCUCUUGCGGCUUCUCUUGUAUGGUCAUCUGGUAAGCACUGCCUGGUUCAGUCGCUCAUCAAAGAAAAAUUACCUUCAUGGUUUAUAUCUGUCCACCGGUCCGAGAAGGAGGAAGGAUCGGACGGGGUGGUGGCCAUGCUAGGGGGAUAUGCGCUAGCAUAUUUCACUGUUCUCUGUGGAACCUUCGCCUGGGGGGUCGACUCGGCAUCUUCAGCUUCGAAGCGGAGACCGAAGAUCCUCGGGACUCACAUAAAGUUCCUAGCGGGUGCUCUGGACGGGAAGAUCUCGCUCGGUUGCGAUUGGGCCACUUGGCGGGCGUAUGUGUCAGGAUUCGUGAGCUUGAUGGUGGCCUGUACUCCCAAUUGGGUGUUGGAGGUGGAUGUUGAUGUGCUCAAGAGAUUGAGCAGGGGGUUAAGGCAGUGGAAUGAAGAUGAGCUUGCUCUUGCUUUGCUCGGGGUGGGCGGAAUCGGGACAAUGGGCGCGGCUGCUGAGUUGAUUAUCAGAAAUGAGCUAUAGUUUUCUCCAGUACCCUUUUCACACUCUUCAGUUUUUCCUCUUUUCAUUCUGAAGAGCCUGUAGAUGCAUUGUGAAUAUUGCUUGUAGGUCUCAGGAAAAGUUGUACAAGAAUAAAUUUAUUUCAUAGUCAA
Syzygium oleosum is the source of this 4235-nucleotide messenger RNA. Its product is annotated as mediator of RNA polymerase II transcription subunit 33A. Gene Ontology annotation, biological process: regulation of phenylpropanoid metabolic process. The record is from RefSeq and is a predicted model, not a curated record. Bases 157 to 4104 code for a protein of 1315 amino acids. Gene Ontology annotation, cellular component: mediator complex. The transcript is spliced from 12 exons. Lineage: Eukaryota; Viridiplantae; Streptophyta; Magnoliopsida; Myrtales; Myrtaceae.